AUGGAGGCGGAAUUGAAAGAGAUGCUUAACGAUCUUGAUUCUCUCAAGCAAUCACUGCCUGAUCCUUCAAAUCACGCUUCAAUUCAUAAGCUGCAAUCGCGUGUUGAGCAUCUCACGAAGCUUGCAAAGUCUGCUCCUGUUCGGCGUACGAAAGUCCAGGAUAUGAGUGCAGAGGUGGUGGAUAGUAAUCCUUAUAGUAGGCUAAUGGCGCUUCAGAGGAUGGGUAUUGUGGAGAAUUAUGAGAGAAUUCGGGACUUCUCGGUUGCCAUUGUUGGAAUCGGUGGCGUAGGCAGUGUUGCAGCUGAGAUGUUAACAAGGUGUGGCAUUGGUCGUCUUUUGUUGUAUGAUUAUGAUAAAGUAGAGUUAGCUAACAUGAAUAGGCUUUUCUUCCGUCCAGAACAGGUUGGCAUGACAAAGACCGAUGCUGCCAGUCAAACCCUUUCAGACAUAAAUCCUGAUGUCGUCCUCGAGAGCUUCACCUUGAACAUCACGACAGUGCAAGGAUUUGAAACCUUUAUGUCAAGUUUAAGAAAUAAGUCAUUUUGCCCAAAUAAAGAAGGCAGUGGAGUAGAUCUUGUUUUGAGCUGUGUGGAUAAUUAUGAAGCGAGGAUGGCUGUUAACCAGGCUUGCAAUGAGUUGAAUCAAACAUGGAUGGAGUCUGGAGUAUCUGAGGAUGCUGUCUCAGGUCACAUACAGCUGUUGAUUCCUGGAGAAACUGCUUGUUUUGCAUGUGCACCUCCUCUGGUUGUGGCAUCUGGAGUAGAUGAGCGUACUCUCAAGCGUGAAGGGGUCUGUGCAGCAUCUUUACCUACCACCAUGGGAGUUGUUGCAGGGCUUUUAGUGCAAAAUACUCUGAAGUUCCUGCUACAGUUUGGGCACGUGUCUCCUUACCUGGGUUACAAUUCUCUUAAAGAUUUUUUCCCAACCAUGGAAAUGAGGCCUAACCCUCAAUGUUCAAAUGCAGCUUGUCUGGAGCGUCAGAAAGAAUGCCUCCUCGCAAAGCCAGCUAAGGAUGCUGCAAUUAGAGCCAAGAUGGAGGCAGAAGCAUUAUUAGUUCCGGAAGGCCCACUUCAUGAUGAUAAUGAAUGGAACAUCAGUGUCGUCGAUGAUGAAGAGCUGGAAAGGACAGAUGCCACAAGUUCAGAUGCUCUUCCUGAAGGUCUUACUCGUGAGCUCCCACCUGCGGAUGAGUUUCAAAAAUUCUCAGCUGCUGAGCCAACUACAACUACUUUUGAUGACAUUGAAGAACUUCGGAAGCAACUUGAUGCCCUAAAUGCCUGA
This is a messenger RNA of Dovyalis caffra, 1281 nucleotides long. The record is from the annotation of a GenBank genome assembly. NCBI's taxonomy places the organism in Eukaryota, Viridiplantae, Streptophyta, Magnoliopsida, Malpighiales, Salicaceae.